Messenger RNA from Dentiscutata erythropus, 123 nucleotides. NCBI's taxonomy places the organism in Eukaryota, Fungi, Glomeromycota, Glomeromycetes, Diversisporales, Gigasporaceae. The record is from the annotation of a GenBank genome assembly.
AUGGCAUCUAGAUCUCAAGAUCAUGAUGCCAGGGGACUGCCGGCCCCAAGUGUAGGGGACUACAAAGUUGGUGCGGAAAUUGGUCGCGGCUCUUUCGCAACAGUCUAUCAGGGAUAUCAUAAG